Messenger RNA from Gadus morhua (Atlantic cod), 3967 nucleotides. It is a transcript of the gene sltm, whose product is annotated as SAFB-like, transcription modulator. NCBI's taxonomy places the organism in Eukaryota, Metazoa, Chordata, Actinopteri, Gadiformes, Gadidae. The transcript has 20 exons. Gene Ontology annotation, biological process: regulation of transcription by RNA polymerase II; regulation of mRNA processing. Gene Ontology annotation, cellular component: nucleus. The coding region runs from base 36 to 3398 and encodes 1120 amino acids. Gene Ontology annotation, molecular function: RNA binding; sequence-specific DNA binding. The record is from RefSeq and is a predicted model, not a curated record.
CAGUCCCAAAAACACUUCUGUGGUGAGAUGAUAAAAUGGCGUCGGGUGCCAUUUCCACGGAGUCCAAGAAAAUAGUCGAAUUACGAGUAAUUGAUCUGAAGUCUGAGCUUAAACGAAGAUCUUUAGACUGCUCCGGGGUUAAGAGCGUCCUGAUCGCCCGGUUGAAACAGGCUGUGGAAGAUGAAGGCGGCGAGCCAGGCAACGUGGCAAUCCCAUUGGCUGCAGAUACAACCACGAGGAAGAAGCCUAAAGGAAAGAAAAUGGAAUCGGACUCUGAAAAUAUUCUGGAUGACGACUCCUGUGCCAAGGACACUGAAGAAGACGAAUCUGAGAAAGAUGUAACAGAAACAGAGGAAGUUGCUCACGAAAAAUCUAAGCCAGCGCCGUGCGAGGCCAGCCCGGCCGCGCCUGAGGCCGGGCCGGAGACCUCCGGCGAGGCCCAGCCCCCGACCGAGGACGCCGUUGACAACGAGCCCACGACAGAGGCCUCAAUCCAGGCCGAUGAGGCGUCGGUCGAGCCCCAGCCUGUGGUGGAGACGGAGCCCGAGACGGAGGCUGAGCCCGCGGCCUCGCCGGAGACGGAGGCUGAGCCCGCGGCCUCGCCGGACCCGGAGGCUGAGCCCGCGGCCUCGCCGGAGCCGGAGGCUGAGCCCGCGGCCUCGCCGGAGCCGGAGGCUGUGGUGCUGCUCGAGGCCGACUCGGAGCCAGAGCUCGAGGCCGAUCCAGAGGCCGACGUCGACACCGAGCCAGAGGCGGAGGUAGAGACGGAAGCGGCAGAGACGGCGGCCGAAGCAUUGGACUCCUCUAAAGAAGCUGAGGACGAUCACCUGUCCGUGUCGAUCCCCAACGAAGACGCCAUCACGCUGGACGUUGAUGGGGACGACCUCCUGGAGACAGGUAAACAUGUGAAACUUCCAGAUCCCGACAAGAGCUCUGACGACCCCCUGGUCCCCUCUGGACCCACGGGCCACGAUGAUGACGACGACGACGACGACGACCUGAACACCGAAGAGUCAGGGGGCCACAAGGAGGGUAAGAACGAGGCCGGAUCCAAGGCUGACCCCACGAAGAAGGAGGGCCGGGACACCCUGAAGAAAGCUGAAACGGGAGACAAAGAGAAGGAUUCUGGGAAGAAAGGCCCCUCCACUACGGGGGCGUCAGGUCAAGCUAAGAGCUCUUCAAGAGACAGAGAUGGAAAAGCAAAAGAUGAUAAAGGUGGUCUCAGCAGCGCUGCCAGCAGCUCUUCUCGUAACGUGUGGGUCAGUGGCCUCUCGUCAAACACAAAGGCAGCUGACCUAAAGAACCUGUUUGGAAAAUAUGGAAAGGUGUUCAGUGCUAAAGUGGUCACCAACGCACGCAGCCCCGGGUCCAAGUGCUACGGCCUGGUCACCAUGUCCUCCAGCACGGAGGUGGUGCGCUGCAUCUCCCACCUGGACCGCACCGAGCUCCACGGGCAGCAGAUCUACGUGGAGAGGGUUAAAAGUGAUCCAUUCAAGAAAGAGGCAGCGAAAAAGGAAGUGGAGGAAAAAAUGACGUCAAUCAAAUCCAGUGAGAAGCGAACGUUAACCGGAUCCAAGACGAGCAAAACGCUGCCCAAGAAAGACGACAAGAAGACGGACAAACCUUCAGAAAAAGACAACAAAGACGGGUCUAAGAAACCCGACGCCAAAAAUGACAAAGUAGAGGUUCCCUCGUCCACCGUGGUCCAAGAGAAGAAAGACGAGAAGAAGCAUAUACGAGCCAAGAGCCCUGGAGUUCUGCCCUUCGCUCAUAACCGAGGUCCUCCUCACUUCAACAAGAUGCGGCAGCCAUUCAGACGGGGCGGUAGACAGUUUGAUCGGCCUGGGUUUCCUCACAUGAACAUGCAGCAGCAUCAGCAUCCACAUCCGCAUCCUCAGCAGAGGCAUCCCAGGUGGCUCAUCCCACCAGAAGAGUUCCAGAUGAUGAAGGAGAGGCGGCCGUUCUUCAACAAGGAGGGCCACAACGAGAUCCUCCCCUUUGAGAAGAUGAAGGAGCAGAGGAUGAGGGAGCGCGUGGUGCGUCUGGAGCGGGUCCGACGGGCCCUGGAGCUACGCAGGCGCCGCGAGAUCGCCGAGCGGGAACGCCGGGAGCGCGAGCGCAUCCGUCUCCUGCGGGAGCGCGAGGAGCGGGAGAACCUGCUCCGGGAGCGGCAGCGGCUGGAGAUGGAGAGGCAGAAGCUGGAGCGGGAGCGCAUGGAGCGGGAGCGGCUGGAGCGGGAGCGGAUCCGCAUCGAGCAGGAACGGCGCAAGGAGGCGGAGCGUCUGGCCCGCGAGCGCGAGGAGCUGAGGCGGCAGCAGGAGCAGCUGCGCUACGAGCAGGAGAAGAGGAACAACCUGAAGAGAGGGCGCGACGUGGAGCACGGCCGCAGGGACGACUCCUACUGGAACGGCGGGAAGAAGAUGGCGCCCGAGUCGGAGGCGCGUCUGAGCGGCGGGGCCGAGUACAGCCGGCAGCAGAACCGCUUCACCAACUUCACCUCAACCGCCCGCGACCGGGGCCGCUUCCAGGAGGCCGCCGCCGCGCAGCCCGCCAGCUUCGACCGGCGGAGCCGCUUCGACGGCGAGCCCGAGGCCAAGAAGAGCCGCCCCGCCCCGCACCGGGAGGCGUCCGGCUUCGACCGCUACCCCAAGAGCUUCGAGGCGGUGCGUCGCCCCGAGCCGCCGCCGCCCCCCCCGCGGAGCGACCUCCGCGACACGGACCGCCGGGACCGCGACGAGCGUCGGCCCGUCGCCAUGACGGAGCGGCCCGCUGCCCCCCGCACCGCCAUGCCCGGGAUGUCCCACACGCGCUCCCCCCGGGACGGCGGCGCCCACGGGGGCUGGAAGAACGAUGGCGGCGGCGGCGGCCUCAGCGCCAACAAGGGGGACGUCCGCGGAGCGGUGCGGAUGAGGGCCGAGCGCUCCACCCGGGAGGUCCCAGGCCCCGCCCUGAGGGGGCCCGCCGCCGCCAGCCGCGGGAGGCACAGCUACAACGAGCGGGAGGGGGGCCGGCCCAUGGUGAUGGGGGACCAGGCUUUUGGGUCGGGCCGCCAGGUGGUGGUUGAGCGCCACGGCAGGGACCCCCCGGGCAGAGACCCCCCGGGCAGGGCCCCCCUGGGCAGGGACCCCCCGGGCCGAGACCCCCCGGGUAGGGACCCCCCAGGCAGGGACCAGGGCCCCAGCAGGAAGGACUGGCACGGGGGCGCGGGCUCCCAGGGCAGCGGGGGCUUCCAGGACGGCCGUAGGAUGGGGGACCCCCGGGGCAGCCUGAUGGCCCAGCACUCGAGCCACUCAUCGUCCGGCAUGAACCGCAUCGUGCAGAUCACCAACAACUCUCUAUCCAGCGGCGGGAACGGCGGCGGCUUCAAGCCCUUCAAAGGAGCUCCCCGUAGGUUCUAGCAGCGCCCCCUCCUCCAAUCACAACGCUCGGACCCAGAGACACUUUCCAGUUAUUAUUUUAUUUUAUAUAUUUACUAUUUUAAACUGCUAAAACUAGCCGGUUGACAUCGCUCAACCCUAUCAUUUUGUAUAGAGGAGUAUCGGACAUUUUCUGCUGUCACUGAGUCUGCACAGGGGACAUUACUAGGUUGUUAACAUGUUUCAUUACUAGGACGUUCACAGGUGACAUUACUAGGACGUUCACAGGUGACAUUAUAGGAUGUAUAAAUGUUCCAUUACUAGGUUGUGUACAUGUUCCAUUUCUAGGAUGUGCACAUGUUCCAUUACUAGGAUGUUAACAGGUUUAAUUUCUAAGACAUUCAUAACGAGGUCUUUGUUACACGUUCUCAUGUGCUGUUGACGAUUGAACUGAAACUGUGUUCUAUAGUUCAGUGUAAAGGUAUUUCGAUUUAUAUUCUAUACAUAAUUGAGUUUUUGUUUUGCUGUUCGUUACGGUCACAUCUCGUAUAUAUCAAAAAGGCUGCUUGACUUAAAUUAUGCAUCUUUGGUAUUAAAAUUGGCAAAAUGAU